Molecule: messenger RNA, 390 nt
Organism: Anisakis simplex (herring worm)
Lineage: Eukaryota; Metazoa; Nematoda; Chromadorea; Rhabditida; Anisakidae
Source: the annotation of a GenBank genome assembly
UUAGCAAUGUCCACCAUGUGCCUGAUGGGGUUCGAUGCAUUGACACCGAAAUUCAAUGAAAUAUGUGCUCGACUUCAUGCGAUGCAUUUCGAUAGAUUCGAUUACGCAGCCUUUAAAGUGAUGACACUUUUCGAAGACCAAGGUGCGAGAUGUGCUGUGAACAAUCGUGCGCUAACAUCUCACGUUCACGCUACAGUUUUAUCAUCAUGGACAGCUUACAGAUGCGUUGCAAAUGCUCAUGAACAUCCGAUGUAUGAGGCUUAUUCAGAACUGAAGAUUUUGGCACGCCAAGCAGCUCAUUUACUGAGCAAAUAUUCGACAGUUGGAAUGGAGGAAAAUCUACUGAAGGAGAUGCUAGCUCGAGAAGAUCUUCUGCAAUAUCCGCAAUAG